Molecule: messenger RNA, 879 nt
Organism: Cylicocyclus nassatus
Lineage: Eukaryota; Metazoa; Nematoda; Chromadorea; Rhabditida; Strongylidae
Source: the annotation of a GenBank genome assembly
AAAGUUGCAAUGGCUUCCUUGGUGAUCUUUGCGCUGGUUUUCUUCGCAGUAAAUCAAGGUAUAACGAGGCAAUUGGAGGAGGAAGAAGAAAGCAAAGGAUUGGUCGACUUGUCCACCAAAGAAUACGGAGAUGAGAGAGGUACAACGAAGCAACUGGAGGAAGAAGAGGAGGACAAUGGAAAGAAAUUGGUCGACUUGUUCACCAAAAAAUACGGAGAUGAGAGAAUAUUAGAAAAAUCAAUAUGUCUCAUAGAUGGUACAUGCGUCGACAUCGUCGAUAGAAUUGAAAGCGAUGGCAAAAGACCUGCAAUUGUUCGAGAAAUUGGUUACGAUUCUAUUAGAUUGACUUCGUUGUUGCUGAAAACGCCCUUUGAUCUCACCGAAGAAAAAAUGGACACAGCAGAUUGGAGGAUAGAUAGAAGAACGCCAAGAUUCGAUACCUAUGUUACCACAAUGAUAGAGGAAAUGUUUACAAGUGGGGCAAUCUCUAUGAACCGAAAGGUCUCUGCUUCUGUUCUCUCCUUAGGCCUUGGAGGAGGAAAUUUGAAUUCUUAUCUCCAUCAUAAUUAUCGAAACUUGAAUAUAACGGUCGUCGAAUAUGAUCCACAGAUGCUGAAUAUAUCAGAGUUUUGGUGCGGUUUGAUGCUGGACGAAAUGCAUAGGGUGAUCAUAGCGGAUGGUACGGAAUUUGUGAAGAAGUGUGCUGACCAAGGUGAGAAAUUCGAUGUAAUUUUCUUGGAUGCAUGCAUCGUGGACCAUUCGUCCAUGUUCAUUUGUCCGGCUCAAAAGUUCGUCGCUGCUAACGUAGCAAAUGACUUAGCCAAUAUACUGAAAUCAAACGGUUGGUUUUUUGUCCUUAUUUGUGUCUCCAAAAAUUGA